GGUGUUAGAUGAUUCAACGACAUCAGAAAUUCCAAUAUCGACCACUGAAUCAAUCACAUCUACAGAUUCAAACACAUCUACAGUCACAGAUUCGACAGUGACCACCUCAACAAUGGUGUUAGAUGAUUCAACGACAUCAGAAAUUCCAAUAUCGACCACUGAAUCAAUCACAUCUACAGAUUCAAACACAUCUACAGAAUCAAACACAUCUACAGUCACAGAUUCGACAGUGACCACCUCAACAACGGUGUUAGAUAAUUCAACGACAUCAGAAAUUCCAAUAUCGACGACUGAAUCAAUCACAUCUACAGAUUCAAACACAUCUACAGUCACAGAUUCGACAGUAAUCAUUUCAACAACGGUGUUAGAUGAUUCAACGACAUCAGAAACUUCAAUAUCAACCACUGAAUCAAUCACGUCUUCAGACUCAAACACUUCUACAGAUUUAAACACAUCUACAGUCACAGAUUCGACAGUGACCAUUUCAACAACGGUGUUAAAUGAUUCAACGACAUCAGAAAUUCCAAUAUCGACCACUGAAUCAAUCACAUCUACAGAUUCAAACACAUCUACAGUCACAGAUUCGACAGUGACCACCUCAACAACGGUGUUAGAUGAUUCAACGACAUCAGAAAUUCCAAUAUCGACCACUGAAUCAAUCACAUCUACAGAUUCAAACACAUCUACAGAUCACAGAUUCGACAGUUACUACAUCUCAACAAUGGUGUUAGAUGAUUCAACGACAUCAGAAAUUCCAAUAUCGACCACUGAAUCAAUCACAUCUACAGAUUCAAACACAUCUACAGUCACAGAUUCGACAGUGACCACCUCAACAACGGUAAUCAAUCACAUCUACAGAUUCAAACACAUCUACAGAUUCAAACACAUCUACAGUCACAGAUUCGACAGUGACCAUUCAACAACGGUGUUAGAUGAUUCAACGACAUCAGAAAUUCCAAUAUCGACCACUGAAUCAAUCACAUCUACAGAUUCAAACACAUCUACAGUCACAGAUUCGACAGUAACCAUUUCAACAACGGUGUUAGAUGAUUCAACGACAUCAGAAACUUCAAUAUCAACCACUGAAUCAAUCACGUCUUCAGACUCAAACACUUCUACAGAUUUAAACACAUCUACAGUCACAGAUUCGACAGUGACCAUUUCAACAACGGUGUUAGAUGAUUCAACGACAUCAGAAAUUCCAAUAUCGACCACUGAAUCAAUCACAUCUACAGAUUCAAACACAUCUACAGUCACAGAUUCGACAGUGACCAUCUCAACAACGGUGUUAGAUGAUUCAACGACAUCAGAAAUUUCAAUAUCGACCACUGAAUCAAUCACAUCUACAGAUUCAAACACAUCUACAAUCACAGAUUCGACAGUGACCAUCUCAACAAUGGUGUUAGAUGAUUCAAGGACAUCAGAAAUUCCAAUAUCGACCACUGAAUCAAUCACAUCUACAGAUUCAAACACAUCUACAGAUUCAAACACAUCUACAGUCACAGAUUCGACAGUGACCAUCUCAACAACGGUGUUAGAUGAUUCAACGACAUCAGAAAUUUCAAUAUCGACCACCGAAGCAAUCACGUCUACAGAUUCAAACACAUCUACAAUCACAGAUUCGACAGUGACCACCUCAACAAUGGUGUUAGAUGAUUCAAGGACAUCAGAAAUUCCAAUAUCGACCACUGAAUCAAUCACAUCUACAGAUUCAAACACAUCUACAGAUUCAAACACAUCUACAGUCACAGAUUCGACAGUGACCAUCUCAACAACGGUGUUAGAUGAUUCAACGACAUCAGAAAUUCCAAUAUCGACCACCGAAGCAAUCACGUCUACAGAUUCAAACACAUCUACAGAUUCAAACACAUCUACAGUCACAGAUUCGACAGUGACCAUCUCAACAACGGUGUUAGAUGAUUCAACGACAUCAGAAAUUUCAAUAUCGACCACUGAAUCAAUCACGUCUACAGAUUCAAACACAUCUACAAUCACAGAUUCGACAGUUACUACCUCAACAAUGGUGUUAGAUGAUUCAACGACAUCAGAAAUUUCAAUAUCGACCACUGAAGCAAUCACGUCUACAGAUUCAAACACAUCUACAAUCACAGAUUCGACAGUGACCACCUCAACAAUGGUAUUAGAUGAUUCAACGACAUCAGAAAUUUCAAUAUCGACCACUGAAUCAAUCACAUCUACAGAUUCAAACACAUUUACAGAAUCAAACACAUCUACAGUCACAGAUUCGACAGUUACCAUCUCAACAACGGUGUUAGAUGAUUCAACGAGAUCAGAAAUUUCAAUAUCGACCACUGAAUCAAUCACAUCUACAGAUUCAAACACAUCUACAAUCACAGAUUCGACAGUUACCACCUCAACAAUGGUGUUAGAUGAUUCAACGACAUCAGAAAUUCCAAUAUCGACCACUGAAUCAAUCACGUCUUCAGAUUCAAACACUUCUACAGAUUUAAACACAUCUACAGUCACAGAUUCGACAGUGACCAUUUCAACAACGGUGUUAGAUGUUUCAACGACAUCAGAAAUUUCAAUAUCAACCACCGAAUCAAUCACUCCUACAGAUUCAAACACAUCUACAGUCACAGAUUCGACAGUGACCAUCUCAACAACGGUGUUAGAUGAUUCAACGACAUCAGAAAUUCCAAUAUCGACCACUGAAUCAAUCACAUCUACAGAUUCAAACACAUCUACAGUCACAGAUUCGACAGUGACCAUCUCAACAACGGUGUUAGAUGAUUCAACGACAUCAGAAAUUCCAAUAUCGACCACCGAAUCAAUCACUCUACAGAUUCAAACACAUCUACAGUCACAGAUUCGACAGUGA
Teleopsis dalmanni is the source of this 2842-nucleotide messenger RNA. Its product is annotated as mucin-3A-like. The record is from RefSeq and is a predicted model, not a curated record. Bases 113 to 2842 code for a protein of 909 amino acids. The transcript has 5 exons. NCBI's taxonomy places the organism in Eukaryota, Metazoa, Arthropoda, Insecta, Diptera, Diopsidae.